CUGCAUAUAAUUCAAGAUAUCAGAAUGGCCACCAUGAGAGCUUCUCCUCUUCCCUCCGCACUCCGCAUAACCCGUGCGCCACACCUCUCGGCCGCCGCCGCUCCAUAUUUGCCGGCCAGAGAGAGGUCACAUCUACUGUCAUGUCAGCCGCAGCAGCAGCAGCAGGAUGCUCUGUUUUUGGACGGCCUUCUGGUUCCCACCACUUUUGAGGAUGUGCCAUCUUUUCCGGCUAAAAGGAGGUCACAGCUACCGCCGCAGCAAGACCCUCCUUUUCUUGAUGGCGGCCUGAUUCGUAAUGCUGCUGAUGCGCCAUACUUCCCGGCCGGAAGGAGGUCUGGGAUUGAGACAGCUUAUGCCCCGCGGGAUAGGAGGUCACAAUUACCGCCGCCGCGCCGUCAACGUCAGUAUGAUUUGUUUGUAGACGGCGUUCUGGUUUCCACCGGCUUUAUAGAUGCGCCAUCUUUCCCGGCCGCCGUUUCCCCGCCUUCGCGGGCAGCAGUUGCCAGAAGAGAGAGUGAGAUUUGUCGUAUGUGUUUGGACGACUUCAUUCCCCACAAUUUCGACGCUAAAUGCAUUAUCAAAUGGCUGCAGAGAAACCGGUGUCUUCUGUGCAGGACAGCACCCAUAAAUCCAUAAUUGAUUGAAACAAAAAAAUUAAAAGUCAAUUGGGUUGAGAUUUUUAUUUGUGGAUUUUUUAAAUAUCUCCUCUCUA
Cuscuta europaea is the source of this 712-nucleotide messenger RNA. Lineage: Eukaryota; Viridiplantae; Streptophyta; Magnoliopsida; Solanales; Convolvulaceae. The record is from the annotation of a GenBank genome assembly.